Messenger RNA from Aspergillus viridinutans, 159 nucleotides. RefSeq lists its product as uncharacterized. The coding region runs from base 1 to 159 and encodes 52 amino acids. Lineage: Eukaryota; Fungi; Ascomycota; Eurotiomycetes; Eurotiales; Aspergillaceae. The record is from RefSeq and is a predicted model, not a curated record. The transcript is spliced from 2 exons.
AUGGAAAGACGAGGAGUCGCCGAAGCGAUUGUCAAGGGACCAAAACAUAACGACCCCAGAAAUCCUGAUCCUAAGGGUGACCACUGGACCGUGGAGUUGAUCAAAGAAAGCGGGGAUUUCGUGACGAAGAAGCAUGUGUAUCCUGAAGAUGAGAAAUGA